This is a messenger RNA of Phaeodactylum tricornutum CCAP 1055/1, 411 nucleotides long. RefSeq lists its product with no specific name. Gene Ontology annotation, biological process: dUTP catabolic process; dUMP biosynthetic process. Lineage: Eukaryota; Bacillariophyta; Bacillariophyceae; Surirellales; Neidiaceae. The record is from RefSeq and is a predicted model, not a curated record. The transcript has a single exon. The annotation marks the transcript as partial. Gene Ontology annotation, molecular function: magnesium ion binding; dUTP diphosphatase activity.
AUCCAGCGUUUAUCUCCACACGCGACGUUGCCGCGUCGGGGUUCGGACUUAUCCGCCGGUUUGGACUUGUCGUCGGCCGCCAAUCUGACGAUUGCCGCCGGGGACCGCGCUCUGGUACCGACCGACUUGGCCGUGGCGUGUCCGCCCGGAACCUACGGACGCGUGGCUCCGCGAUCCGGGCUUGCGCUCAAGAAAGGCAUCGAUGUUGGUGCCGGGGUCAUUGAUGCGGACUACCGGGGCCCGCUCGGGGUGAUUCUCUUCAACUGGGGUCGGGAGGAUUUUGAAAUUCGACAGGGAGAUCGCGUGGCGCAGCUGAUUCUCGAAUCCAUCGUGUUGCCGGAUGUUGUGGAAGUCCAAGGUGAACUGGAUGCCACGGAACGGGGUGUGGGUGGGUUCGGGUCCACGGGAGUG